Echinops telfairi (small Madagascar hedgehog) is the source of this 2134-nucleotide messenger RNA. RefSeq names its product fibroblast growth factor 13 (gene FGF13). Gene Ontology annotation, biological process: positive regulation of cell population proliferation; positive regulation of gene expression; fibroblast growth factor receptor signaling pathway. Bases 102 to 869 code for a protein of 255 amino acids. Lineage: Eukaryota; Metazoa; Chordata; Mammalia; Afrosoricida; Tenrecidae. Gene Ontology annotation, molecular function: fibroblast growth factor receptor binding; growth factor activity. The transcript is spliced from 6 exons. The record is from RefSeq and is a predicted model, not a curated record. Gene Ontology annotation, cellular component: cytoplasm.
UCUCGCUCGCCACUUGCCGCCCGAAGCGCUCUCCCCAGUCCGGCGCCGCUCGGCGAGGACUUCCGUCUCCUGGGCGACCCUUGUCAAGCAAGCUGGGAUCUAUGAGUGGAAAGGUGACCAAGCCUAAAGAGGAGAAAGAUGUUUCUAAGGUGCUGGAUGGCGCCCCCCCAGGCACACAGGAAUACAUUAUGUUACGGCAAGAUUCCAUCCAAUCUGCGGAAUUAAAGAAAAAAGAGUCCCCCUUUCGUGCUAAGUGUCACGAAAUCUUCUGCUGCCCGCUGAAGCAAGUACACCACAAAGAGAACACAGAACCCGAAGAACCUCAGCUGAAGGGUAUAGUUACCAAACUGUACAGCCGACAAGGCUACCACUUACAGCUGCAGGCUGAUGGAACCAUUGAUGGCACCAAAGACGAGGACAGCACUUACACCAUCUUUAACCUCAUCCCUGUGGGUCUUCGAGUGGUGGCCAUUCAAGGAGUUCAAACCAAGCUGUAUCUGGCAAUGAACAGCGAGGGAUACUUGUACACCUCGGAGCAUUUCACACCUGAGUGUAAAUUCAAAGAAUCGGUGUUUGAGAAUUAUUAUGUAACGUACUCAUCCAUGAUAUACCGUCAGCAGCAGUCGGGCCGAGGCUGGUACCUGGGGCUGAACAAAGAAGGGGAGAUUAUGAAAGGCAACCACGUGAAGAAGAAUAAGCCCGCAGCGCACUUUCUGCCCAAACCACUGAAAGUGGCCAUGUACAAGGAGCCGUCCCUGCACGACCUCACGGAGUUCUCCCGAUCUGGAAGUGGGACCCCCACCAAGAGCAGAAGUGUCUCCGGCGUGCUGAACGGAGGCAAAUCCAUGAGCCACAAUGAAUCAACGUAGCCAGUGAGGGCAAAACACGGGCUCUGUAACAGAACCUCACCUCCAGGUGCUGUUGAAUUCUUCUAACAGUCCUUCACCCCGAAGUUCAAAUUUGUCCUUGACAUUUACCAAACAAACAGGCAGAGUCCACGGUACUGUCUGCCAUUUGCCCUUCAUAGCAUCGAUAUGUAAGCCCCCUCAUUAGACCGAGCUUGUGCCAAAGAAUGCCAAGCCUAUAAACAGUGAACUCAAUCCGGGAGAAGGACUGUCCCAUGUUCUCAUGAUCUCACCUACACUUUGGGGGAGGGAUGACACACCAAAACCAUUUUCACAGCACUCAUGCUGAUAUAAAUUUGCUCUCUAACCAUGAAAAGUUAAAAGACCACAAAAAGACACAACACACAAAACAAAAUUAACUGCUUACAUGUUUUGUAGGGGCAAAGACAUUUCUGUGAGCCGUGCUGUUUUCUUGGCUUCAUGUUUUCUAUCUACGCUUGAUUCCGAUGUAUUCUUUACUUUGGUGUAGUGCAACUUUAUGAUUCUGAAAUUCAAUGGUUCUAUGGACUCUGUGUCUCUUAAUCCAAAUCAACCAAAUUCAGGGUUGAAUCGGAAUUGGCAUCUCAGGCUCAAGGUAACAGUGUUCGUGUGACUACCAAUUUUUUUGUUUGUUUGUUCUUAGAUUCGUAGUUUUCUGGUCAAGUUCUUGUGCCGUACUUUGUGUGUAGAAACUGAGUAGUGUUGCCAACCCCAGUCAGUACAGAUCACUCAAGACAAAGAAGAGUAUCCUUAAGUGUAGAUUUCUCUUAAUUCCAUUUGUGUAUCAUGUUUAAGCUAUUAUGGCUUCUUGUGCAAAGACAGGAUCUGUGGAAUUGUAAUGUUGUCUUUUGUGUUGUUCAAAUAAGUAAUGUCUUAUCUGCAUAUGUAUGAGUCCUUUUGUUGUUGUAUUUGGCACGUGACUAUUGUGUACAAGGAGAUGUUAAGAUUGGUUACCCCUAAACAACAUAUAUUUAUACCUGCUAUUGGAAAAGUGUUAAAACUUAGCUAGGUUUCCAUUUAGAUCUUCAUAUCUGUUGCAUGGAAGAAAGUUGGAAUCUUGGCAUAGAGUUGCAUGAUAUGUAAGAUUUUGUGCAUUAAUACUUGUUAAAAUCUGCGUUCCCAAAGUAGACAUAGCAUGUACAGGCAGCUUUCUGUUCUGUACACAAAAAGUAAAAAAAAAGUUGUUUAAUAUUUGUUGUUGUAUACCCAAAUACGCACCGAAUAAACUCUUUAUAUUCAUUCAAAGAAAA